Molecule: messenger RNA, 4133 nt
Organism: Fimicolochytrium jonesii
Lineage: Eukaryota; Fungi; Chytridiomycota; Chytridiomycetes; Spizellomycetales; Powellomycetaceae
Product: component of IIS longevity pathway SMK-1-domain-containing protein
Exons: 14
Coding region: 365-3643 (1092 amino acids)
Biological process (GO): DNA damage response; protein dephosphorylation
Cellular component (GO): protein phosphatase 4 complex; nucleoplasm
Molecular function (GO): protein phosphatase activator activity
Source: RefSeq, a predicted model, not a curated record
GCUCAGUUUCCAACGCAACCCCCAACCCUCUCAAUUUCAAACCAGUGAACCCACUUGAUCUGCCUUACUACUCCUCGUCGCCUCAACCAAUACGCACUGCACGACCUGGAAUACUCCCCCCGUAACGCUCUUUAGAACUCACGCCAAGGCCAAAGAAACUCGCAAUCUUCGACAGGCCCGGCAGAAAUCUGUAGUUGUAGUCCUACUCCGACAUUCCUCAGCGGAUUUUCCCACCGUGAUCAAAUAAGGCGCGACGCAUAAGGAUCUCUGGCUCUGUGCCCCACUAUUGCCCUUAUCGAACUAGUGAGCACGGACCUCGCUGACACCAAGCUGUUCAGCGGUGGAAAAAAGGGAGCCGGCUCUGAUGUCAGGAACGGAAGCGACUGAUCCCGCCGCGCAGGAAGGAGAACAGGAAUACGGCCCUGAGCAACCACCACAGCAGCCGAGCCCUCCAUCUCCAGAGGCUAUUCAGCCUGAGAAGGCGAAACCGGAAGAGCCGAAGUCAGAGGCGGAGAAACGGGAGGCGAAUACACCGCCACCAUUUGCAGAUCCCAAAGAUGGACAUAGCUCACCCACCAAGGAGCACCCUCCUCAGAGCUCAGUCAAUGGGAAGGAGGGGGAUAAACCAGCUACUCUGCGCUUCGUGAAGGUUUUUGAGCUCGAUUCGGAAGGGAAGUGGUCCGAUCAGGGUAUGGGUCAUGUAGAAUGCGUAUUUGUAGAGAAAAAGGACUGCAUGUGUCUUGUUGUUCGAUCCGAUAAGGAAGGAUCGGUGUUACUGAACACCACCAUUCGCAGCGAAGUAAACUACGUUCGCCAACAAGACACUCUGGUUGUUUGGACAGAACCUAGCGGGGAGGAUUUAGCAUUGAGCUUCCAGGACGUCGGUGGCUGCAAUGACACAUGGAAUGAACUCACGCAAAUCAGAAAGCGGCUGGCCGCAGAUAAGCAUGAUAUCGAUCAGUUACCUGAGAAUUCAGCGGAAUUACUGCGAGCUGAGAUCGAGGAGUCCGAGCUCACACAUCUGGAUCUUCCCGACCCGACCAUGGGAAAUGUGAAGGAGCUGGAACUCGCCGUGUGUCAUGCAGCUCGGUUUCAUAGUGGGAGAGCGGAAUUGGUGAAGACGAUGGAGAGGACGAACUUCGUCCCAAAACUGUUCCCCGUGUUCGAGCAAGCCGAGGAUCUUGACGAUUUCGAAACAUUGCAUGCUUUAGCCAACAUUCUUCGCGCCAUACUGACGGUCAAUGAAGGCUCCAUAUACCAAUACCUCCUCAGCGAUGAAGUGUUCAAAACGACGUUGGGCAUGCUGGAGUAUGACGGCGACCUCCCCAAUCAGAAAGCAAAUCACCGGGAGCACUUUGAGAAAAAUGCCAAGUUCAAGGAGGUCGUGCCGAUAAAGGAUGAAGAUAUCAAAGCAAAGAUUAUCCAAACGUACCGCGUGCAGUACUUGAAGGACGCGGCGCUAUUACGAUACCUGGACGACGGGAUGUUCUCGGCGUUGCUUUCCAUCAUUUUUUUCAACAACGUGGAGAUAUUACAAUACGUAAAGACCGACGCAACAUUCCUCAAGUCGCUCUUUGCGUUGCUGUCGGAGAAGGACGUGUCGGAGGAAAAGAAGAAGGACGCUCUCAACUUUUUGCACGAACUAUUUUCGGUGUUGAAACAGUUGCAGGGUAUGAAUAGAAACCUUUUCGAACGGCAUUGCCAGCCAAAAGAGCUCUUCAAAGUCAUGGUAGAAUACGGCCUCUUCAACGCAUUAGACGAGAUGCUGACGCGGGACGACGUGUCGGUACGCACCACUGCCGCAGCGAUAGCGGCUCACGUCAUCGAACACGACACGCAGCUCGUGAGGGAGCAAUCGGAAUUGCGAGCAAAGACACCUGGGCAGAAGCCAUUUGCGGAACGGCUUGUGGCGCUGUUCCUGUCAGAGACGAACACGGGGCUGAGGGCGCAGUAUGCGGAGAUGGUCCGGGCGCUGCUUGAUACGAAGGCGCUGGAUACGCAAGAGGGAAUCGUGUCCCACAGCGGUGUGAAUGCAAUAACGGAGGACAAGUUUUUGGACGUAUUUUAUGAGCGGUGGAUGCCCGAUCUGAUUAGCCCAAUUUUGCAAAUCAAAGCUGAUGUACCAGGCUUUGUGGGCACGGAUCCGGACCACGCAUCCCGAUGCAAUCACAUCUGCGAGAUGCUACUGUUUAUCAUCAAACAACACGACAUGCGAGGCAAAUUCCUGCUUGUCAGCACGGAAAUCGUGCCCAAGGUUGCGCUGUUACUUCAUGCGAAGGACACCUACCUGCGGUUGUCCGCGUUAAGAGUGUUCAGAACAUGCCUCACGAUGACGACGAAGGACGACUUCUAUACAAAGAAGAUCUUACUGGAGAAGAACGUCAUGGGGCAUAUUAUGCGCCUGUUCAUUGAGGUUAAGCACAAGUCCAACCUGCUCAACUCGGCGUGUUUGGAGAUCUUCGAUUAUUUGGUUAAGGAGAAUCCGAAACCUCUGGUUGCGAAUGUCGUGACCAAUUUCAGGGAUGAGCUGGCAGGCGUCACGUAUGUGAGGACGUGCCAGGCCCUCAUUUUGAGGUAUGAGCAGAACAUUGCGCCGCCGCCACCGGAAGAUACGCCCGAAGAUGCGAGGCCUUUAACAACACACCGUCGAGACGGCUGGACGCGCAUUGACGAAGACGAAGACGCAUACUUCAACGGCUCAGACGACGAUGACCUCGACUUCUCUUCCGACCUCGACGACGCAUCAACAUCCUCAGCCAAACGCAAAGCCACCUCUCCACCCCCAUCACUAAAGGCCAACGGAACACCCUCAUCAGAAACCCCCGCGAAAAUCCGCCACACCUCCCCGCCCACCAUCAUCAAAAAAUCUGCCUUCAACCGCGGCGCCAUCGAAUUCGUCCCUGCAUCCCCGGAUCUGCGCCUCAACCGCCCGCUUGUGGACUACCCCGACGAUGACGAUGACGAUGAUGACGACCCGCUAGUCAACCUCGUGGCGCGGAACAGGGAUAACAAGUCGCCAUUAUCCAACCCAACGCGGCCGCCAGAAGGGCCCGUAAAACCCGUGAGUCCUCUUGUGCGACCGAAGACGUCGACGGGACCGCGGAUCAGUUUUUCCUUGGGGACGACGACGAAAGUGGAGAAACGGCCGAGGAGUGAGGAUGGGGAGGAGGUGGGGUUGAAUGGGGAGCAUGCGGCGAAGAAGGGGAGGGCGGGGGAUAUGGGGGGUGAGACUGUGGGUGAGGAGAUUGCUACGAAGGCGGCGGACAACGUAUCGUCGUCACAAUCCACGAUGAUCAACGGCAACCACGGCAACGAGCUCACGCGUGCCCAAUCGUCCACACCGGGCCCGUCAUCGGUCGGAGAGACACAGCGGGCAUCCGCACCCCCACCCACAACACCGGCGGUGUCCGCAGCCCCAGCAUCCCCACCAACACCACAAGCCGCGAAACCAACAAACGAAAACAACGACUCUGUACCCGCCGCGCCGGCCGUCAUCACCAGUCAAGUGGAGAUUGUCGCCCCAUCGGCGAGUCAUGAUGAUGACGCGGAUGGUGAUGGGCGCGAGUCCCCACCGCCAUGCCCGGACGAUCCGAGGGAAAGGGAACGAUCAGCGAGCGUCGCGAUGGUUGGUGGGGAUAGUUGAAGAACAUCAUAUCUUGCAACACACACCUGCGGGGCCACCCAAGAUGAACCCAUUGUUUGACUGCCCCCCUCUUCUGAAUACAUCCACUGCCCCCCAUCACCAUCACCAUCACCAUCACCACCACCAACAACAAUCCCGGGCAAGUCUGUUCAUACUUCCGUUAUGCUAGUGUUGUACAUGUACAUGUAUCUACCCCCCCCCCCCAUUUCAUUUUUACAUCGCCCGCCCCUCCCCGCUCUACUACUCGAUCGCAUGUUUCCCGAGAUUUUUUGUUUCCGUGUAUGUAAGACACGAUUGCGACGUUUUUUAUGUGUUUUUCUUCUUUUGUUGUGGUAGAAAUGGAAAUGUGAGGGGGUUGUGGCAUGAUUCGCAUGGGCACUGAUCGGUUGGAUGAUGGGGGGGGUGGAUUGACUGGGAAAACCGCCACCACUGGCCACGAAUCUUCCAUAUUCAAGGGGUAAUCCUGUAAAAACGCGUCAAGGAAAAAAAG